Molecule: messenger RNA, 1696 nt
Organism: Hydra vulgaris (swiftwater hydra)
Lineage: Eukaryota; Metazoa; Cnidaria; Hydrozoa; Anthoathecata; Hydridae
Biological process (GO): apoptotic process
Source: RefSeq, a predicted model, not a curated record
AACUUGACAUGCCAGCUAAUGAACUUCACCAGUUUAAUGAAAGUGUUGAUGGUUCUAACAAUGAAAUAAGCAGUGAAAUAUUGUCGCCACCUCUUAUAACAAACACAGUUUUUUUUAUUUGAAUUAAAACACUAAACAAAUUGGAAAUGCCUCUUUUCAAGAUAUGGUCAGGUGAUCGCUUAGUAAAAAAGGCAAUUAUUGCUGAAAAUUUUGAUAUGCUGGUUGUAAAGGUGUUAGAGAAAUUCCAGUUUUCCCCAGCUAAAAUUGUUUUAAAUAUUAAUGGAACAGUAAUAGAAGAGACUGAUGUUUUACUCAGUCUUUCGGGUGAAGUGCUACUCGCUCUUCGUGAUGGUGAAGAUUGGGAAUUGUGUAGUUCUGUAGCUGCAACAACGUCUCCUGAUACUUUGCCAAUGUUUCCAUCACCACUUUUACUGUUACAAGAAGAUCAAUCUAGUAGCACUGAGCAUAUGCCUGGAUUACAACAAUUCCCAAUAGUAUACUGUUUGCCCAAGCUUCCAAAGUCCUUAAAAGCAGCACUGGAGAAAGCCAGCUCUAAAGCAGAUCUAGAUAUGUCCAGUGAGCGGCAGUUAAUUAGAGUUGUUUAUGACGAUCUUCUGCAAUAUUCAUUGUAUCCAACUUCUCAGAUGUAUCAGGCAGUGUGUCAAGCAAUUGUGCAAACCUAUCCAAAGUUACAAGAUAAAAUUGUAUUUUUACGUCAAAAGGCAUCAAAGCCAUACGCAACUUGGCUAGACAGCUUAAAAACAAGAUUUAAGUCUGAAAGGGCAAAAAUGCAUAAUUUGUCAUUAGUACAAGAGCACAAAAAGUUUGGUUCAAAGCUGAAAAGAAAAGAAAUUUUUACCGAUUAUGCGGUAACUCCAAAACAGAAGCGUUCAGAGUUGCAAACAAACAAUAUGGAGGACUUGCUAAGCUGUAGUGCUCAUAAAGUAACUAUGUCAAAUGAAUUAAAAAAAACUUUUCCUGAUUUGGCAAAGGUAAGAGAUAGAAUGGCAAAGAUUUUCGUGCACAGAAGGAGAGUUAUUCUUAAUUCCACCACGACACAAAUAUUAGAAGAAUAUCCUGCUUUGAGGAUUGCUACAGAGUUGUUAGAAGAAGUACAUAUGAUAACUGAAAACGAUGGAAUAGCUAAAAUAAACCAGUUCUUUACAGCUGAAAGGUCCAUUACAAUUCUAGAGAUGGUCAAGUCAGGGAAAACCAAAGCCAAAAACAACGACUUAUUCAAUAGUAUUAUAGCGGCUAUAGGAUAUGAGUCGAAUAUCAAUAUGGAAGCACAAAAAAUUAAAGCAUCUAUGUUGUGCUUGCCUGCCGUGUUUGGUGAAGCUAUUGAAAGAUGGAUCACGAUAAAUAAGGAAUCAACUCUGAGCACACCAAAUUUAACAAUAACUUGUUUAAACCAAGGAAAUAUUCUGCAUUUUGAAGAUGUGCAUAUUGCUAUUUAUCUCGAUGGUCAAGUUGUUUGUAACGUUCAAAACAUCGAUGAAGCAAUCAAAGUGUUAAUAGCGUGUUAUUGGGUUUUUGAGAUAGCUUUUGAUCCGCAGCUGCAAAAAACAUUGACAUUUCUUGCGAACUAUGUUUGUGGGCUUAGCGAGUACAAUGUUAAUCCUCCGAUUCAGCGUUUGCUGAACAAAUUGUUGUAAAUUAAACGCUGCUAACAAAAUUAAAUAGCUUUUUUCAAUAA